AUGGAUUCUUACCCAUCUUCGCAGACCUCUAAAUUUGUUGAGCUAUUAAAUAGUCAACAAAGCAUCUUCUUUGGCAACAAUGACGACAGUGUCUCACUGUCUUCAUCACAAUCUCCGUAUCUAGGCAAUCUUGGAACCGAAGAUGGUGGAGAGACUGGUACAGAGCGUAGAGAACGGCGGAAGUGGACGCCUAAGGAUGACAUUGUGCUCACUAGCUCCUGGCUUAACACAAGUAAAGAUUCAGUGGUGAGCAAUGAACAACGGUCAGACGCUUUCUGGACAAGAAUAGCGGCUUACUUUGCGGAAAGUCGUCAAGAUGGUGGCUGCAAACAGAGAGAAGCUAGGCAUUGCAAGAAACGUUGGCACAUGAUCAAUGAUCUCGUGUGCAAGUUCUGUGGAGCCUAUGAAGCUGCAAGCAGGGAGAAGACGAGCGGGCAAAAUGAGAAUGAUGUGCUGAAACAAGAACAUCAAAUAUUCUACACCAACCAUAAGAAGAAAUUCCUCCUUGAACAUGCUUGGAAGGAGCUGAGCUCUCAAGCAACUGAAAUGAAGCGUCCACCGGGUGUUAAAUCCGCCAAGGCCAGUGGCAAGAAGACAGUGGCUGAGGAGAAUGCGAUGAAGGAGUUUCACACCAUGUGGUCAAUAAAACAACAGGAUCUCGCCAUGAAAAACUGCUUGUCUAAGAUGAGGCUACUGGAAAGUUUGAUAGCCAAAAAAGAUCCCCUUGCCGAGUACGAAGAAGCUGGUUGA
Molecule: messenger RNA, 750 nt
Organism: Brassica napus (rape)
Lineage: Eukaryota; Viridiplantae; Streptophyta; Magnoliopsida; Brassicales; Brassicaceae
Product: glutathione S-transferase T3-like
Exons: 2
Coding region: 1-750 (249 amino acids)
Source: RefSeq, a predicted model, not a curated record